Messenger RNA from Myripristis murdjan (pinecone soldierfish), 1750 nucleotides. It is a transcript of the gene seta, whose product is annotated as SET nuclear proto-oncogene a. Gene Ontology annotation, cellular component: nucleus. Lineage: Eukaryota; Metazoa; Chordata; Actinopteri; Holocentriformes; Holocentridae. The transcript is spliced from 8 exons. Gene Ontology annotation, biological process: nucleosome assembly. Bases 427 to 1245 code for a protein of 272 amino acids. The record is from RefSeq and is a predicted model, not a curated record.
GGUUUGGCCUGAACCUGAAUGAACUCAUUAUUUUUGGCCGCAAAUAUCGUCAAAAACCGUCGCCGGGGCGCAUCCUUAAAAUAAUUAGACAUUUAAUUCAUUUUUUGGAGUGAUUUCUAGCAAAGAGGAUGUUGUAAAUCGCCAAUUUUGCAGCCGAGGAAGGAGACCUAUUUUGAGAGGCGGAGCUCGUCUCCGCUCCUUUCGGCGAGGCGCGUUCGUAAUGAAAGGAGCGCGUGAGCGGCGCUCGCUGUGACUUCCUCGCUCCUCGGCAGCUACAUUGUGUGGAGAGCAGCACGUUGUUGGCUUCUGCACGCUGAACUUUACGCCGAAAUAACGUUCUCCUGUUCCAGGGAGAAACCAGAUUCAGAUCAUCCACCAGCUAUUUUCUCUCAGACGUCUGCAAAUUCCCCCUCAGCUUGCGAAAAUAUGUCGGCCUCGGCGGCAAAAGUGAGUAAAAAGGAGCUGAACUCGAACCAUGACGGAGCGGACGAAACCUCCGAGAAAGAGCAACAGGAAGCUAUUGAACACAUUGACGAAGUUCAAAAUGAAAUUGACAGGUUGAACGAGCAAGCCAGUGAGGAAAUCCUCAAAGUAGAACAGAAAUACAACAAACUCCGUCAGCCAUUCUUUCAGAAGAGGUCAGAACUGAUCGCCAAAAUCCCCAACUUCUGGGUCACCACAUUUGUCAACCAUCCACAAGUAUCUGCCCUACUGGGGGAGGAAGAUGAAGAAGCGCUUCAUUACCUGAGCCGGGUGGAGGUGACAGAGUUUGAAGACAUCAAGUCAGGCUACAGAAUAGAUUUUUAUUUCGACGAAAAUCCGUACUUCGAAAACAAAGUACUUUCCAAAGAGUUCCAUCUGAAUGAAAGCGGAGACCCAUCUUCAAAGUCAACAGAAAUCAAAUGGAAAUCAGGAAAGGACCUGACCAAGCGCUCCAGCCAGACACAGAACAAAGCGGGAAGGAAGAGGCAACACGAAGAGCCAGAGAGCUUCUUCACUUGGUUCACCGAUCACGCCGAUGCCGGGGCUGACGAGCUGGGAGAGGUCAUCAAGGACGACAUCUGGCCAAACCCUCUGCAGUAUUACCUGGUUCCUGACAUGGAUGAUGAAGAGGGUGAAGGUGAGGAUGACGAUGAGGACGAGGAGGGUCUGGAGGACAUAGAUGAGGAGGGUGACGAAGAUGGAGAGGAAGACGAGGAUGACGAUGGAGAAGAUGGAGAGGAUGACGAUGGAGAAGAUGACUAAGAUAUGACAUUAUCUACCAAGACCCUCAACCUUCUAUUCCCUAUUUGGUUUUUUCACCCAUGAUCGGGAGCAAAGUUUUUAUUUUUUAUUAUUUUUUCCGUGUGUGUGUGCUUCAUCCUCCAUUCUGAAGCCUCUCACCUGUUGGUGCCAUGUUAUGUUCUCCUUUGACUCAUCUGAAGCCAAUGGCACUUUGCCCUGAAUUGUGAGUACCAUCCCCAAAAUCAUCUCAAAAAAAAAUAAUAAAAAAGAAAAAAAAUACAAAAAAUAGAAUCAGCACGGCAUCCUGAGUAGAAUUUGAAGACAAUUUACACAGAGUUUCUCCUGUAAAAAGGUUGUGUGGUAAAUUUAACUAAAGCCAUGGUGUAGUGACCUAGCGCUAGCAGAUCUCUCCAAUUUUGUUUUUCCAUAUAUAAUUUUCUUCAGUUGGGGAGUUGAUCCCUUGAAAAAAAAAAAAAAAACUGUUAUUUUUCCCCUAUGUGGUUAACGAGUACCAGCUCAUUCCUUU